Molecule: messenger RNA, 2960 nt
Organism: Closterium sp. NIES-67
Lineage: Eukaryota; Viridiplantae; Streptophyta; Zygnematophyceae; Desmidiales; Closteriaceae
Source: the annotation of a GenBank genome assembly
UAGGCUGGCUGGGUGGCGGCGAGCUCUCGUGCGCGACUCUCUUGUACUGUAGUACAAAUCCACCGAGGCUAUGGUUGUCAGGGGAUGACGACCAUAAUGACAGUUUUCGCACAGCUGUCGCAUACGCCUAGGGAUUUUUGUGCGACAUACGGGACUCGCCGCCGCAUAGUGGGUGACAGAGGAUGGGUUUGUGGGUCUCAUGGGAAGCGCAUGUCGCGCGUAUGUCUUUGCAUCCCUCGCGGUCCGACACUCUGCUUGCGAGAAACACGUAGGCGAGACGGUGACUGCUACUGCGGGCAGGAGCUUCUAAUGCGGCCGGUGCUCCCGUGUAACGCGCCUCACCGCGCAGCGCCGCUCUCCUACUGCUGCAAGGGGGGCGGCGAUAUCGUCUAGUGCAAUGAUGCAUGAUGCAAUGAGAUACCCUUCCCACUGGACACACCAUGCUCUGCCGAAAAGCAUGGCUGGGUUUCAGCGAGAGAUUGCGACGGAACGCGACGGAACGCAAUGGAACGUGACGGAAAGGGACUGCACGGCGACGACGGCGUGCGAUGCGACCUUGCGCUCUUCUCGUUCUUCUCUUGCCGUCAGCCGCGCUUGCCAGCAGCACGGGAGAAGUUCAUUUCGCCGCCCAGCUGCGCACACACCGUGGUGGAAUGAGAGGCACUAUAAGUAUAUCCGUUUCAAGGGCCAUAUCUCGAGUUACAGCCCCAGCCUACACCAUCCGAUUUGGUGCCGCCAUCGCAGGUGCCGACCCCCCUCCCAGCAACUUACUCCUCCUCACGCUCCCAACCACUGUCUUCCUCCUCUCUUCGCCAUCUCUUCCUCCCCCCCCUCCCCACCACCACCCCUUACUGCGCAGGUCCAUAUCUCGUGGCCCCACCCCAGCCUACACCAUCGGCUUCAGUGUCGCCAUCGCAGGAGCCGAAUCCCCUCCCGGCGACCUUCUCCUCACGCUGCCACGUGGCGCGCCGCCAUUGGCCCUGUGCCCAGCCUACACGGGCUGCCAGUGGGUCGCGACGACGCCGUCUGUGUGGGAGGUGGCGGGGAAGAGCAGGGAGAGAGGGGGAGUGGAGGCACAGCAGGUCAAGGGACUGGAAGAGAUGUUAACUGCGCGGGGGGAGGAGAAUGGGAGGUUGAUAGGGUUUGGCGUGCGCGUGAUUUCAGAGUCGACUCAAGGCGUGCUGGUGGUGGUUGGUGGAGAGGGAGAGGAGGCACGAGUUGAGUUGGCUGGAGAGCUGCAGAGAAGCCGCGAGUGCAGCAGCGGCAUCAUCAUUCCGCGGUAUCCCCAACAGGACCCGCGCUUGGAGGUGCGGCUGAAAGGACGGCUGGGAGAGGAGAGUCUUCAGGGAGGGGCAUUCAUGCUGGCGGCUUUCAAGGAUGGUCAUGUGGUGCUUAACUAUGACAUCCGCGUUAUAGGCCUCUCCCAGAAACCGUCAGCCAUCAACUUGCUGGUUGCGUACCCUGAAUCCGGGUUACAAGCCGCCUCGUUACAGUGCGACUCAUGGGUGGAGCUGAAACCGCAGAUGUGGCGGGCACAGUGCAGCAGCAGGAGGAACAGCGGAGACAGCUCAGGCACGACUCUCGACACCAUGUCCGAGGGUGUGUUCAAUCGGUUUGCUUGCUUUGCUGUGGAUGGCGACACGGCUCCUAGCGUAGCUGUGCUGUCACUGGUAGUUGAGGCUGGUUCAAACGAGAAUGCUUCUGAGCAGCAGCAGCAGCAGCAGUUGGGAGAUGCACAUGCGUCAAGCACGUCUGGGGUGCUUGGGUUGCAUGACGAGAGCGGCCUACCUCGGUUGGACGCAGAAGCUCAGAAGUCCGUUGCGGGAGCCAUCGCUCCAGGCUUGCUUGUAGGAGGCAUAGUGUGGCGGCCACCUCUUGGGGAGAUAGAGCAGAGUGAGCAGAAGGGGGUCAGUGGAGCUGCUGCCGAUGCUGGUGCUUCCGGGGCUGCUACCGAGGCUGCUGCUUCCAAGGCUGCUGAUACCGAGGCUGCUACCGAGGCUGAUACCGAGGCUGCUGCUUCUCCUGCAGUCCCUGCUGCCAGUGCUCCAUCCAGUGUGGAUCCAGACAAAGCUGCUGCGAGUGCUGAAAAUGCGGAGAGUGCUGCAGGUGCAGAUGAUGCAGGGGGUGCUGCGGUUGCAGAUGGUGUUGGGGUUGAGAUCUCUGGAUUUCCGAGUGCUGAGCGCACUGAGAGCAGUACAGAGAGCAGUACAGAGAGCAGUACCAACCAGAACCGUGACCCUCCAGAACCAGAAAUUGCUGAUGAGGAGAUUAUACUCCGUGGCCGUCGUACUGCUAACAACAUGCACAGGGGCGAGCUUACUGCUGUAAACGAAGCAGCUUGUGAUGAGUACAAAGGUGAGACUGCUUAGGGUGGAGAUGAAGCAGAAGAUGUAAUGGACGAAGGGUCAGUGGAGGGGAGUAAGGCAGGCUUAGAGGCAGGGAUGGUUGCAGGCUCGGAGGAUGGGAGCCUGGGAGGCUUAGAGGCUGCAGCAUUCUUGCCAAGUCCCCGUGUGCCAUACCGGCUCUCCCGAGUGCCAGGCCUGCCACGUCAGCACCGCGUGAGCAUGUCCCUGCACAGUGCUUGUGGCAGGAAGGGCAUUGGUGGUGAGGAACGGGGGAGUGAUGGGACGGCCAUUGGUGUGUGCUGAAGGUUGGAUGCCCUGAGCUAAGCUGAAUGGUGUGAAUGUGUUCAGUACAUGGUUCCUUCCAGCUGUCCCAGCAAUCACCAGCAGUGCAGAAAAGCGGUGCAUGUGUGCCUCAUAUCAAGACAACGAGGCUCCUUCUGUAUGCUCCAUUACCAGGGGUGUUGUAGUGGACCAGAAUAAUACCUCAUGCAUACUUUGUCACAUUAUAUUUUAUAUAAUAUGUUUGUGUAGGCUUGCUAGGUGUGCUACAAUUACCAGAUCCUACUGUUGAGGGGACAACCCCCCCGUUCUUGUAUUUCUUCCUCUUCCUAGUCG